CCAUUUCUCAUUCUGUAUGUUUGUGAGCAUGCUGUUGAGAUAUACGGCAUGCUUUUUAGUUGUUCUCUAAUUUUCUUUUUAUAUCCAUAAACAUUUUAUCUGACCAAAACAUUUUAUACAAUGGGUACAAAAAUAGGUAAAGGGAUCUGAAAGAAGACACGAUUGGGGUAGAUUUGGCCCACCUAUUUAAUUCAUAAACUCAAAGUAGCCAUCUCUUGUAUAAGAACGCUUAACUGAUAUACACAUUUAUUUAUUCAUAGCAGUUAAAAGAUAAACGAAGACCAGGAGACCACAGUUUGAAAUGAAGAGGAGACUUAGGACAGGAGGAGUCAUGGAUGUGAUAACGGCACAAGAUUCAGCUGGGGAGGAGGGGACUCUUCAGAUAAAAGGAGAGUGCUUGCCAUUCCAGAUCUUCCCAGAUCCAGUGGAGGUGGCAGUGGAAGGGAGGAACUUGACAGCCGACCUGGGCUGCAAGUGGCUGAAAGAGAGGCUGCCAUCGAUUGUGGUGGAACCGACAGACGUCUGCGAGGUGGAAAGCGGGGAGCUUCGCUGGCCACCUCAGGGCCUGGGCUCCUUUGAGGAAGAGGAGGAUGAAGAUGAAGACCUGUUCCUUGAUCAAUGCAUCCCCCCCGCUAACAUCGCCGACUGGGAGGAGGAGGAGGAAGAAGAAGAGGAGGCACACAGCAGCCUCACUGACUUCCAGAUGAAGGAUGAGCUCAAAGAGGAGUCCCCAGCAUGCUGUUUGCUCCAGGAUGACUGAAGUAGAGAUGUUACCCCAGGGGCAACAAUGAAGCAUUUUGAUGUGUGGUCAAGCGACACAGUGGAAUCCAUUGUAGAACGCCAAAUACGGCGCUAGACUUAAUUAAUAACUGCAUUUAAAAUGCUACCAAUACAACAUUAAAAUUAAUUGUAGACAACAAAACAUUCCCAAACAUUUCCACAUCCAUGUUUUAGCAAAUCCGUAUUUUCAUUUUAAAACAGAUCUGGUACUGCACUAGGAUGAUGAUCGCUCUCUUUGUAUGUCAUGCUUUUAGACUGUCUUGCACUUCCUGGGUCACCUGGAGGGUAAUACUUAAAUUGCACUGGCUUCUUUCCUGCCAACAAUUGAUUGACAUGCUUACAACCAGUCACAGGUUUUGACCCAGAAGACACUGCUGGGGUGAAAUGACCAAUUAAGUGGUAACAGACUUCCUGGGAGGCAUGGCAAGCAAACUAGGAGCAUUAAAAUGAAAAUACAUGUUUUCUAGAAUUUCAGACCUAUGUAGCCAAUGGCAGGGCAGAAUGGGUAAGACUUAGGGAACUACUUUGUUAUCUACAUUUACUUUAGGGUUUCUGCUGUAUAAGGCAAUAGCAAAGCAUGUUUGUUUGCUCACUGGGUGGAAUUCUAUUGUGAUUACCCAUUGUAACAAAAGCCCAAAUAUCUUUUGUAUUAAAAGAAUACAUUGAA
Molecule: messenger RNA, 1447 nt
Organism: Acipenser ruthenus (sterlet)
Lineage: Eukaryota; Metazoa; Chordata; Actinopteri; Acipenseriformes; Acipenseridae
Product: protein LBH-like
Exons: 4
Coding region: 302-760 (152 amino acids)
Biological process (GO): positive regulation of DNA-templated transcription
Cellular component (GO): nucleus
Source: RefSeq, a predicted model, not a curated record